Molecule: messenger RNA, 2076 nt
Organism: Panicum virgatum (switchgrass)
Lineage: Eukaryota; Viridiplantae; Streptophyta; Magnoliopsida; Poales; Poaceae
Exons: 4
Coding region: 458-1510 (350 amino acids)
Biological process (GO): response to abscisic acid; response to stress
Source: RefSeq, a predicted model, not a curated record
CGGCCAUGCCUAUUUUGGAGGAAAAUUGAGGGUGACCAGGGGCGUUGUUUUGCAGCAGUGAUGAUUAGACACCUAGUGGCAUCGUCAAGAGAGAAAAAAAAAACAAGAAAAGCAUUGCACAUCUAUCACGUCGAAGCUAUGGAUUUCGUUUUAUUAUAUGUUUCUCAUCCCUACAUUAGAGGGCCCUGAGGAUGCGGCGCCAAAACCUCGCCUCCCUCCAACCACCAAACCCUCCCCAAGAAUAGCGGGGCACAAUGCAACACCUCCCCCAAAAAUUCACCCUCGCAACAGCUAUAACUCUCAACGUUUCCGUCAAGUUUGCCAACUUUAGGAUAGGCCGAGCAAAUCCGUUUCUUGCCUUGCACAGCUUAGCUCCUCCCAAGUUUUUUUUUUGAUUUGGAUUUGGAUUUGGAUUGGGUGUUGUUCCUGCACAACCGCGAGGAAGAUCAGCAGAGAGAUGAAGCGCGGGAUCACCACCAAGAUCAGCACCAAACGAGGAGAGCACCUCGUCCAAAAUGGCCAACAUCCAUAUGAUGAAUGGGAGGAGCAACAACGAUACUGGCCUUCGCCGCGGGCGCCGCCGGUGAGCCCGACGGAGUCCCCCCGGACCCCGGGCGGGAGCCACAAGAAGGCGGUGCUGGGCAAGGUGAAGAGCAAGGCUAAGAAAUGGAUGCACAUGCUGCGUCACAAGAAGAAACCCGCGCAGGAGGAGAUGAUGUGGACGCCCAGGGCUGGACCCAGCGCGGAGGACAGCAUCAGCACCAGGGCCAAGGAGGAACGGCGAGACGCUGGGUACCGUGGAACCCCCAGGAAGGCGCAGCAUCCACAUUUUUACACCGGUGAUUCGGAGAGGGCGUCUGAGGUGUUCAUGGAAGCAGCACCGAGACAGAAUUCACCAGUCCCGAGCCCUACAGCACACAAGGAACAGCCAUACUUCAAGGUCAGCAGCAGGUUCGAGUCAGAGAUGAAGGAAGCCAACGAGAUGCUGAUGGAAUCAAAGCAGCUCCGCAUCAACACAGCCAAGCCCAAGACUGUGACGUUCGCGGCGACCAUAGAACGCGAGCUGGGGAGUGAAAAGGGUGGCUGGAACGACAGGGAGCUGUCUGAAGCAGCGACCGAAGUAGUGCGAAAUGCACUCGCUACAGUCUAUCAGGUGGUGCUCAAGAUGAUGGCUAAAAUCCAGGACACAAUGGUGGCGUACAACAUUGAUAGAAGGCACAUGCUAGAGAAGCUAGUAGCAGUCAAUAGAUACCUGAUGUUGAAGCUGGAACCUGGGCAAGACGAUAAAAUACUCUCGGAAGUAAUUACUGAUGCUAUCCUCAAUCUGUUUGACGCAUGGAGCGAGUGUGUUGAGCAGCCUUUGGUACAAAGGGCGAAGGACCUCUCUUCUUGGUUUCUGCAUGAAGGAAGAGAAGAAACACCUCCCGUUUCACUACCGACACGUUCAUGUGCGUUCGAAGAUGCAGAAGAAUUUUAUUCCUUAGAGAAUGAACAACAGCUUGAAGCAUGAGAUCAAAGACAUUAUGAAAGUCAGCAGAGUUUGUGUACCUAACAAUACCAGGAAGCUGAACGCAAAGUCAAAGAGCAUGCCCCGAGCUUACUUUGUUCAUAGAAUUGUCAGUCAAAACAUACAAUAGCUGCAAGUGAAACCAAAAGGUGGUAUCCGCAGCUUUGUACCCAGAAGCUUGAGUGAGAGAAUACAAUCAGCAAUCUUGAUGAAGCUCCUCAUCAGUAAAGCUUGGCAUCAUGAUUGUAUGGCAAAUUGUAUUCACAAUGUAUGUAAUUAGGAAUGACAAUGUAUAGCAUAGACGUUGAAAUAGAAAUCCUCAACUGCAGAGCAGCAGUUAUGGGAAGAGGUACAUUAACAUUUCACUGAAUAUGCACUUAAAACUCACAUUCGCUAUCCAAAUGAACUCAGAUACAUCGUAUCAUAGUUAACACAAACGCAAUACAAAAAGGUAGAUUUAGACAAGAAAAAAUGCCUGCUUUCAUUAAGAUCACAAAGCAAAAGGUUGCUUAGUCUUGCUGGAAAUAACUGUUACAUACACAAACCGUCUCAUUUCUUUUAAUACAACA